UUGUAUAAUAAGUAUUUGAUUGUUGUAUGUUCUAUGCAAAUAUCUUUUUUUCUGUCGGCAAGGAAACAUUUUAUUGAAAGUUUUUUUGUGGGAUUACAGCCAUGGGCCCAAUUAUUAAAAAAUAAUAUAAAUUAAAAAUAAGCCCAAAUUCAUGUUUGUGUUUAGGGUUUUGUAGGUUUGUUUCUCCACGGAGAGCGUGUGAUUUAAACCAUAACCUUGUUUCACAAGACAAAUCGAUAUCCUUGCACAGAGAAAGACUCAGAUCAACUACUGUUCAAACCGUCCAUCUAGAUGGUAGAUCUUACGGUGAAGACAGUGGAUCUCUUAUGGGCUGUCUUCUUUUGGGCAAUCUUAAGAUACGCCCCGACAGUUGCUGUAGAGAUGUUGUUUGUCAUCUUGGUUAUCAUCGUGACCAUGCUCGGACUAGACAUUCUCCGCAUGUGUUUUACUGGCGUUUUGGCCGGUAAUGACUUGAAUCCGUUGGAGACCUUGGCUCAGGUGGAAGAAGAGCAGAAUUACGAGACAUCUGAAAAGAUUUUACGCGAUGUAGCCGAGAUUAGAUCAAAAAUAUCACAAAUUGAGCUUGAUGUUCGGCAAAUUAAGCAAAUAAUUUAUAUAUUACAAGGGAAGAUUGAAAGUCUUGAAAGCAAACAGGAUGCGACUCUCUUGGAACUAUGUCGCUUAAGCCAAAUUUUAAGUGAUGAAGGCAAUACAAGCACUAAAGUAUUAUAGGUGAUCAUUGAUGUUUGGUCGCUCUUCAUGAUCGUUUUGGGGAAAACUUCAUCCUUAAUUUUGCAGUUGAUAUUCUGAAAUGUUGUUUUGUUUUGACGUUGAUUGACCACUUUUUCGACGUCGAGAUACAUGAAUGGUUUUAUUUUGUUUUAUUCGUUUUCAAGGAUUUUAAGAGGAUUAGCUUCUUUCAACCUUUUUCGAGUGUUAGAUUUUCACAAACUCUUGGUGUGUCUACUGUCUAGUAUAAAACUUACCAGACUGUUAUUAUAAAUUAAUGGAAUUGGAACGAAAUCAACGAAUCAGUAAAAUUAGUCACCAAGAUGUCUUGAAAAAUCAUAUGUUUGUGUUGUUUACCAACUAUAUGUAAAAGCUGAAUUUUGGUUUCAGUUUUACGUCGGUAGCUAGAGUGCCAAAAUCUAAUAGCGUUGAAAUAAUCACUUAAGUUGCUUUGGCAUAUAUGCUCUUAAAGCUAUAAGGAACGGUAGGCACCAAAUUUACUAGAUAGGCAAAUUUGAUAUGUAAAGCAAAAAAUUUAUAAAUAACAUGAAUAAAAAAUACAACAAUAUAAUACCGUAGUUGGAAAAGAACUAGGUUGAAGCAGAAUCGAGAUUAGAUCUCUUUCCUUAAUCCUUUAAACGUCCGUAGUGUGCCGGUUUGAUACGUUUAAGAAUCCCAGGAUACAACUGCCUAUAUCUUCAGUUUCACAGCACUUGAGAACCAAAGCCUGUCGAACCUAUUUCUAUAUUAUACUCUCAGACACAAAACAAAAAAAAAAGAAGUAGGAGAAAGUGGUUUUGUUUGAAUUGGACGUGUGUAUCCAGAAUAAGAAGAGCAUAGCAUUUAUAUAGAAUAUAAAGUUUAACGUGUGCUUUAACCAGUACUAAAUGGAGAUGACGUUUUUGAUUCUUUCAUAAUGACUAUUAAGAGGUGAUUGAUUUUCAUAUGUUACAAAAAUCAAUUCACAAAAUCAACUUGAGGUCAAAGAUUUAGUCAAGAAGUAAUAAAGGGCCUUGGUCAAAAACAUGAGAAUCAUUCUCUACACCAAGAGAUAAUAUGCUUGCAUUAUUUAUUUAAAUAAUUAGCAAGUGGAUUUCGGCUAACAAGAUUAAUCUUAUUUGCUUAAUUCCAAAACUUGCUUUAGCCCAAAUAUCUCUUUUUAUAAUACACCAAAGUGUUUACAAAGUUUUCUAUGAUUUUGUUAUAAAUUCUCCAUUUUAAACAUAAGAGGUUUCUUACCUCAUAAUUCUAAUAUAGAUAUUUUACAAAUAAUCUAUUUUACACUUUCAUUUCUCAUUCAAACGAACUUCGUUUUUGACAUAUGAUUACACUAUACCAUAGUGCUCAUAACAAUGAAUCCAACGAUUCCACAAUCCGGUCAUUUCGACAUUCAAAUUGCUCGAAAAAUUCACCGGAAUAUUGGCCAUAGCCAUUUGUCCAAAAAACAGUUCCAACAGGAACUCCCUCAUAUUAUGUUUUUUACGGGGACACGUUAGAAGAUAUGUUACUAAAUGCAGUUUUCGUUUUUACAACAUAUAUGAACAAUGGAUCAACAUACGAUGUUUAACUUUUUGCACCGCAUGGCUGAUGAAUUAGUCCAAGUUAAUUACUGAAAAGAGACCUUCGAGGAUUCACAAGGCUAACGUAACUCCUGUUACUUUGUAACGGGCACGAGUAGCUGACUCAAAGGUCAGUCUGUAUGAAGAGAACAUGAGUUAUUCGAUCUCUUACUCCAA
Messenger RNA from Brassica napus (rape), 2465 nucleotides. RefSeq lists its product as uncharacterized. Bases 292 to 732 code for a protein of 146 amino acids. NCBI's taxonomy places the organism in Eukaryota, Viridiplantae, Streptophyta, Magnoliopsida, Brassicales, Brassicaceae. The record is from RefSeq and is a predicted model, not a curated record. The transcript has 4 exons.